Mesocestoides corti is the source of this 327-nucleotide messenger RNA. The record is from the annotation of a GenBank genome assembly. Lineage: Eukaryota; Metazoa; Platyhelminthes; Cestoda; Cyclophyllidea; Mesocestoididae.
AUGGAGCAUCAAAUACCGUCAGUUUCCAGCAAAUCCGGCAUGCACUCCCCGCCAACGGCUAACGACCACUUCUACGUGGCCUUCAAAGCACUCGUUGAUCUUAAAAAGUCAGACGUCCUAUUUCCAGAUGACAUUUUCUUCCUGUACCGUGGUGUUUUCAUAACCUAUUCAAGCACCCUCGUCGUCAAUACCUGCACGUUGUGUACUACAGACGAGGAAGCUGUGGGAUUUCAUUUCGCAGCCCAACAGUUCCCUUUUGAAGGUAAAUGGGGAGGCGAUGAGAGUGAGGGAGGAGGAGGAGGAGGUGGUGGUGGGAUUAGGUGGUGA